UACCCGCGUAGUGUCUGGAACCGUGCUCACCUCAGGUACAGCUCCCUCCCGGUUUGUUAGCUGAAUAUUUGUGUGUUUAUUCACCUCAGAGCGUGAACUUGUAAGACAUAACUCUCGCAAUUGUGUUGCUAUCACCGGUACCAUAACACGUUCGUCGGAAAGGAAACGAGCUGUGGAAUAUGCAGAAAAUGAGCUACUUCUCCCCGCUGCUCCUUGUCUGCUUGGACUUGUGCGUGGUGUACGCUGUACGCUUGGCUCAGCUCUCACCUCUCCUCACCCCGCAUCCUUUCCUCACCCUGUGGGGAGGAGGAGUGAUCCGGGCCUGCCUCCUCAUCUCCCUCACCCUCUCUUACCCUGGAUGCCUGCCAUGGAUGAGGAGCUUCGCGGGCCUGCAGAGCGUAGGGGUCCUCUGCUUCGUCUUCCCAGUGUACACCACUCUUCUCUGGUUUCUGGAGCAGUGCACCAUGGAGGAGCUUUGGGGGUGGCACUCGUGGGAAAAGGUCAUUCAGGGUUAUGGCGUGACCGCCGUGGCCUGGCUCUACUGGAGCAGAUACGUGUCGUCUCUUUUGACCUCCUCGAGUCAAUACGUCGUGUCCCUGUUCAUGAAGAAGCCCUCGGUGAAACCUGAAGAAGACACCGUGACCAUUCUGAAGCGGCUGCUGGAAUACUUGAUGCCCUACUCCUGGCGCUUUGUUGUCGUGUUAACAUGCGUGAUUCUUGCGAGUUAUGGUGAGAUGGCUAUUCCUCGGUACAGCGGUCGUGUCGCUGAGUGGAUCGAUAAAGAGGAAGCACCUGAUGCUUUCACAGAGGCCAUUACGAUCAUGGCGCUAAUGACCAUUGCUGGUGCUGUUCUUGAGUUUUUGGGUGACCUCCUGUACAACGCCACCAUGAGCUACGUUCACAGCUCACUGCAGGGAAACGUCUUCCAGGCAGUGCUGAGACGGGAGAUUGGUUUCUUUGAUAGCAGCCCCACAGGUGAACUGGUGUCGCGCAUCACCACUGAUACCUACGAAAUAAACGAGGCACUCAGUGAUGAACUAAGUCUUGUGAUGUGGUACACGGCACGUUUCGGCUUUUUGUUGUACUUCAUGGUGUGCCAGUCGUGGAAAAUGACCUUGCUCACUUGCUUGGCACUGCCUAUCAUCUGGGUCAUCCCCGAAAUCACCGGAAAUUUCCACCAGACCAUUGCUAAACAGGUUCAGGAGUCUGUGGCCAAGGCCAACCAGGUGGCCACAGACACCUUCUCCUGCAUUAGGACAGUGAGAAGCUUUGCUAAUGAAGAUGGUGAGACAGAGAAAUACAGACAGCGGUUGAAUGACAUUUACAACCUCAACAAAACAGAAUCGAUGGCCUAUGCAGCCUCUUCCUGGGCCAACAGCAUUAACACUUUGGCCAUGAAGGUGUUUAUUCUGUACUAUGGAGGGACUCUUGUGACCAGCGGGACAGUUAGCAGCGGAGACUUGGUGUCCUUCGUCUUGUAUGAGCUACAGUUUGCCUCAGCUGUUGACGCCGUCAUCAGGUGUUACCCAGAGGUGAGGAAGGCAAUCGGUCGCUCUGAAAAGAUCUUUGAAUAUUUGGAUCAGAAACCUCAAGUGCCAGCAGAGGGCACUUUGGCUCCUGAAAAUCUUGAAGGACGCAUUCAGUUCAAAAAUGUCAGAUUUUCAUACUCUGGCAGCACAGAUGAAAACAAAAUUAUUCUUAAGGAUGUGUCUCUGGAGUUAAAGCCAGGCCAAAUCACCGCUCUUGUGGGCCUUAAUAGAGCAGGGAAGUCCACCUGCGUUAAGCUGCUGGAAAGGUUUUACCAGCCACAAGCAGGCGAGAUCCUCCUGGACGGGAAACCGCUGACAAGCUACACAAACCAGUUCCUACAUGACAAGAUUGCCGUGGUGAGCCAGGACUGUGUGCUGUUCUCUUGCUCUGUGCGGGAGAACAUCAAGUAUGGCUACAGCCACGCGUCAGAUGAGGAGAUGUACAGGGCUGCCAAGCUGGCUAACGCCCAUGAGUUCAUCCUGGGGCUGCCGAAUCAAUAUGAAACAGAUGCCGGGGAGAAGGGAGGUCAGGUGUCUGGAGGCCAGAAGCAGCGCAUUGCCAUUGCUAGAGCUUUAAUCAGAAAUCCCCAAAUCCUGAUACUGGACAACGCCACCAGUGAUUUGGACUCUGAGAAUGAAUACCAGGUCCUGCAGGCUUUGUUGAACCAUACCAACAACUGCUCUGUGCUGCUGAUUUCCAACAAGAUGAGCAUUGUAGAGAACGCCAGUCACAUCGCUGUGCUCAGUGAAGGGACCAUAAAGGAGGAGGGCAGGCACGAUGAGCUGCUGAAGAAAGACGGCCUUUAUGCUGCCAUGGUGAAAAAGAACAACAUGGGCUUUCAACGUAAAGAGGAGAGCAGCGAUGCCCAGUGAUACCUUUUGAGUUACACUCGACCCAAUGAAGUCAAGGUAGUAAAGGAUUGCGGAUUUAAAAAAAGUCAGGACUUGCGGGAUCACAACUUUAGCUGCGCUUCAAUCUUUGAACUACAAGUAUACGGUUCAUUUUUGACCCUUUAAGGCUGCAUUCACAUUAUUUAGUCUCAGUUUAAAAAUGUAUGAUUUCGGCUCCAAAUAUCUUAAAGCCUCGAAACAGAAAACAUUGAAAACGUUUGGGCUGCAUUACAUUUUUGACCGGUUUAAACUGAGAUCUUUGAGAACAAUCGGUAUGUUUCCACGCACAAUUAAGUCGAGCUAAAUCAUAGCGCCAGUUUAUAAAGACUAGCAGGGGAAUGAGUUUAUUGAUUGAAGUGCAUCCACCCUUGCUAUGCUCGGCGGGCGAUAUGCUCCCCUGUAAGCUUGUUAAAGUCGGGGAUUUCCUGUAGAGCUGCAACUAACUAUUCUGUUGAUUAUUUUCACGAUUAAUUGAGUAA
Messenger RNA from Solea senegalensis (Senegalese sole), 2899 nucleotides. RefSeq names its product transporter 1, ATP-binding cassette, sub-family B (MDR/TAP) (gene tap1). Gene Ontology annotation, biological process: transmembrane transport. The record is from RefSeq and is a predicted model, not a curated record. Gene Ontology annotation, cellular component: membrane. Gene Ontology annotation, molecular function: ATP hydrolysis activity; ATP binding; ABC-type oligopeptide transporter activity. Bases 180 to 2402 code for a protein of 740 amino acids. NCBI's taxonomy places the organism in Eukaryota, Metazoa, Chordata, Actinopteri, Pleuronectiformes, Soleidae. The transcript is spliced from 13 exons.